Messenger RNA from Echinostoma caproni, 435 nucleotides. NCBI's taxonomy places the organism in Eukaryota, Metazoa, Platyhelminthes, Trematoda, Plagiorchiida, Echinostomatidae. The record is from the annotation of a GenBank genome assembly.
AUGUCGGUAAGUUAUUGGUUUAAGUUUUCCCGAUACGAUGAUCUGCAGUCGUUCUACUACUACUACUACUACUACUACUACUACUACUACUACUACUACUACUACUACUACUACUACUACUACUACUACUACUACUACUACUACUACUACUACUACUACUACUACUACUACCUAUGCGGCGGACUAGCUGAUCAAGUGGAUCUGCCGUUGUUACGGGCAGCAUUUAUUCCGUUUGGGGAUAUUGUGAACAUCAAUAUGCCCAUGGACUAUCAGACAGGUACUUAAAAGCAUCGUGGAUUUGCAUUUAUCGAAUUCGAAGAGGUCGAGGACGCAAUCAGCGCGAUUGACAAUAUGAACGAGAGCGAGAUUUUCGGUCGUACAAUUCGAGUCAAUGUGGCUAGACCCGUUCGCAUUCGCGAAGGUUGGAGCAAACCG